Messenger RNA from Scomber japonicus (chub mackerel), 2406 nucleotides. Its product is annotated as protocadherin gamma-A2-like. Gene Ontology annotation, biological process: homophilic cell-cell adhesion. Lineage: Eukaryota; Metazoa; Chordata; Actinopteri; Scombriformes; Scombridae. The record is from RefSeq and is a predicted model, not a curated record. Bases 1 to 2406 code for a protein of 801 amino acids. Gene Ontology annotation, cellular component: plasma membrane. The transcript has a single exon. Gene Ontology annotation, molecular function: calcium ion binding.
AUGUUGGACAUGACAAUGAGACGGCAAGUACUAUUGUUUGUCUCGUACCUCUCUCUCAGCUUGGUGUGCGGACAGGUCAGCUAUUCAAUUCCCGAGGAAAUGGCGACAGCCUCCUUCGUUGGUAAUAUAGCUCAGGAUUUGGGUUUGGAUGUCCGAAGACUGAAAUCUGGAAAGGCUCGCGUAUUUACUCGAGAUAGUGCAGAAUACAUCGAGCUAAACAGAGAAAGAGGAGUCCUGCUCAUAAAAGAGCGAAUAGACAGAGAGGCGCUUUGUGGACAAAUGACGCCUUGCGCUUUGCAUUGUCAGAUCAUAUUAGAGAAUCCAAUGGAAUUUUACAGUAUCAAUAUCGAGAUCAUAGACAUAAAUGAUAACCCUCCAACCUUUGAAACAGGCGAAAUUCACUUCAAUAUCAGCGAGUCUACGCUUAGUGGUACAACAUUUAUUUUAGACAGGGCUAUCGACCUUGAUGUCGGCCAAAAUGGUUUGAAAAACUAUGUCUUAAAACCAACGAAUGCAUUCUCUCUCAAAACCAAUAAUCAAAUCGACACGAGUAAAAACCUGGAGAUGGUUUUGCACACACUGCUGGAUAGGGAGAAAAACGAUCAUUUGUCUCUAGUUCUUACGGCAGUGGAUGGAGGCGAACCGCAGAUGUCAGGAACAAUGCAAAUUCACAUUACUGUUUUAGACGCUAACGACAAUGCUCCUGUUUUUACACAGCCUAUUUAUAAAGCCUCCAUAAAAGAAAAUGCGUCAGUCGGAACAGUUGUAGUGACAGUCACUGCAACAGAUGCAGAUCGUGGCUCUAAUGGUAUAAUAACGUAUUCAAUUUCAAAUACAUUUGAUCAUGCCCGCAGAAUGUUUGAAUUAAAUAAGGAAAGUGGCGACAUUAUUUUAGUGGGGAACCUUGACUAUGAAAAAUCGGGAAAUGUUCAAAUAAAUAUCCGUGCAAGUGAUGGUGGCGGACUAACUGGUUUCUGUAAAGUGGUUGUAGAUAUUUUAGACGUAAAUGAUAACAAACCUAAUAUCCAUAUAAUGUCUAAGUCAAAUGUGAUAUCGGAAGAUGCUAAAAUCAAUACUGUAGUAACAAUGAUAAAUGUUGAGGAUGCAGACUCUGGUGAAAACGGUAAAGUGAUUUGUUCCAUCAAUGACGACAUAUAUUUCAUAUUAAAGUCCACAUCAAAUAAUUUUUAUAGUUUAGUAACAGACAGUGAUUUAGACAGAGAGAGAUCCUCUGAGUAUAAUAUAACUGUGACCUGCUCUGAUGAGGGAGUGCCCUCCCUCUCCAGCAGCGUCACUCUCACCUUACAGAUCUCUGAUGUGAAUGAUAACGCGCCUGUCUUUGAGAGGAACUCAUAUGAGGCCUACAUUGUAGAAAACAACACACCAGGCCUCUCUAUAUUCACAGUGAAAGCCAGAGACGCUGACUGGAACCAGAAUGCCCGUGUUUCUUACAUACUGGAAGACUCCUCUGUUAACGGAGUGCCAGUCUCCUCAUAUGUGUCCGUUAGUGCUGAUAGUGGAGUCAUCCAUGCAGUUCGCUCUUUUGACUACGAGCAGAUCAAAGAUUUCCGGUUCCGUGUUAAGGCACAGGACGGAGGCUCUCCUCCACUCAGUAGCAAUGUGACAGUGAAAAUAAUGCUCCAGGAUCAGAAUGACAAUCCCCCUCAGGUUUUGUACCCAGUCCAGACGGGUGGCUCUCUGGUGGCUGAAAUGGUGCCUCGUUCAGCAGAUGUGGGCUAUCUGGUGACUAAAGUGGUGGCUGUGGAUGUGGACUCUGGACAGAAUGCCUGGCUCUCCUAUAAACUGCAGAAAGCCACAGACAGGGCGCUGUUUGAAGUGGGCUUACAGAAUGGAGAAAUAAGAACUAUCCGCCAGGUGACUGAUAAAGAUGCUGUGAAACAAAGACUGACUGUUAUAGUGGAGGACAACGGGCAGCCCUCUCGUUCAGCUACAGUCAUUGUUAACGUGGCGGUGGCGGACAGCUUCCCUGAAGUGCUGUCAGAGUUCACUGACUUUACACACGACAAGGAGUACAAUGACAACUUGACUUUUUACUUAGUGUUGGCUCUGGCCGUAGUUUCCUUCCUCUUCAUCACGUGUUUAGUGGUUAUUAUAUCAGUGAAAAUCUACAGAUGGAGACAGUCUCGCAUCCUGUAUCACUCCAAUCUCCCUGUGAUUCCAUAUUAUCCACCACGUUACUCAGACACUUUGGGGACAGGGACUCUCCAACACGUGUACAAUUACGAGGUGUGCAGGACCACUGACUCCAGAAAGAGUGACUGUAAGUUCGGCAGAGCUGGUAGUCAAAACGUGCUGAUAAUGGACCCCAGUUCUACAGGGACGAUGCAACGGAUACAGAGUGAAAAGAGCAUCCUGGAUGAACCUGACUCUCCUCUAGAGGUUUGA